UCUCCCUUUUGCCCCCCAUACAGUUGAACCUUUGCCCUCACCUAGGGUUUUUCACUGAACCCAUAAAUUCAAUUUUUUGUUUGUCUUCAAAAUAUCCAAAAUUUGAUCUUGAAUAUAUUUUAAUCUAUAGAAUCUGUGUUAUUGUAUCUCUAUAUAUAUAUCUUUUAGGACUAAAAAAAGGAUUCUCUUUUUGCUGCUGAAUCAGAAGAGAAGUUAAUUGGAGAUCUCAUAAAGAUGGAAAGCAAGAGGGAUGGAAAUGAUGAAUCCUUUGUUUUAAUCAAGCAAGGAGCUGAGGCUCGGGUUUUUGAGUCAACAUUUGUGGGUAGAAGAUGUAUCAUCAAGGAACGGUUUUCAAAGAAAUACAGGCAUCCAACUUUGGACUCAAAACUUAUUCUUAAAGGGUUGAAUGCGGAGGCAAGGUGUGUGGCAAAAGCCAGACGGCUUGGUGUUGCUACUCCAGUGCUUUAUGCUGUUGACCAUGUUAUGCAUACUCUCACCUAUGAAUAUAUUGAAGGUCCUUCUGUGAAAGAUAUAUUUCUUGGCUUUGGACUAGUAGGUGUUGAUGAAGAACGGAUGGUUGAUAUUGCAACGCAAAUUGGUAAUGCAAUUGGAAAACUACACGAUGGUGGCUUAGUCCAUGGCGAUUUGACAACAUCAAACAUGUUACUGUGGAGUGCUGCCAAUCAGCUGGUGUUGAUCGACUUUGGCUUAAGCUUUACUUCAACGCUUCCAGAAGAUAAAGCAGUUGAUUUAUAUGUACUAGAACGUGCUUUACUCUCUAUGCACUCUUCUUGUGGAGAUGUGAUGGACCGGAUACUUGCUGCAUAUAGGAAGUCCUCGAAGCAGUGGUCAUCAAACUUGAACAAGCUAGCCCAAGUGAGGCAAAGAGGAAGAAAACGCACAAUGCUUGGUUGAGCUUCCCCAAUUCUGCACUCCACGUCAAGAGAAGAGAAAAAAAUCAGAUGCCAUGGAGAAAGGAGAAACCAAAAAACUUGCUCAUUGCAAAGAUCAAUCUGUAUUUGUUUCUGUCUUGAUUAUUGUCGGUGUGGCUGAUGCUGUUACCUAUUUGAAUUUAUACGUCUACGAUUCUCUGUAUUUUUAUUCAACUAUAACCAUCUGCGAGGUAUUUUUACUUCCCAUAAAAACUCAGAUGUCUCGAAUCCUUUUCAUUAUGACACUAGUUUAGACAUGUAACGUU
Solanum pennellii is the source of this 1198-nucleotide messenger RNA. RefSeq names its product EKC/KEOPS complex subunit bud32-like. Bases 235 to 915 code for a protein of 226 amino acids. Gene Ontology annotation, biological process: protein phosphorylation. The record is from RefSeq and is a predicted model, not a curated record. Gene Ontology annotation, molecular function: ATP binding; protein serine/threonine kinase activity. Gene Ontology annotation, cellular component: EKC/KEOPS complex; nucleus; cytosol. Lineage: Eukaryota; Viridiplantae; Streptophyta; Magnoliopsida; Solanales; Solanaceae. The transcript is spliced from 8 exons.